CAGAGACUCCAGCUGUGCAGCAAACAGACACAAACCUACAACUGAGAUAACAGCAGACUUUACAACAGUAGAAGAUACAACAGUAGAAGAUACAACAGUAGAAGAUACACCAGUAGAAGUUACAAACAGUAGAAGAUAAAACAGUAGAAGUUACAAGAGUAGAAGUUAAAAGAGUAGAUGUUUUUUUGGGGACCACAAGCGUAAAAAGAUGUAUAAGGGAAUCUAUGAAUACACAAAUGGAUUUGAAGACGAAGAACCGAAUGAAAUAAAGACCAUUGACAUUGAUGAUCAUAUUUACAACAACAAAAGACCCAUCAUGCCCUGCAAGAAGGAUCAACAUUCAGUGUAUCUUUGGAGGUGGAAGAGACAUUUCCCAACUGCUGCAGUGUGUCUGGGGCUGCUGUGUGUUCUCCUACUGGCUUGGAUCAUAGGCCUGUUACACUACCAGAGAAACCAAUUGACCAGUUCCAACACCCUGACCAAAGAGAGAGACCAGCUACAGACCAGUUACAACACCCUGACCAAAGAGAGAGACCAGCUACAGACCAGGUACAACACCCUGACCAAAGAGAGAGACCAGCUACAGACCAGGUACAACACCCUGACCAAAGAGAGAGACCAGCUACAGACUAGCAACAACAUGCUGACCAAAGAGAGAGACCAGCUACAGACCAGCUACAACACCCUGACCAAAGAGAGAGACCAGCUACAGACUAGCAACAACACGCUGACCAAAGAGAGAGACCAGCUACAGACCAGCUACAACACCCUGACCAAAGAGAGAGACCAGCUACAGACCAGUUCCAACACCCUGACCAAAGAGAGAGACCAGCUACAGACCAGUUUCAACACCCUGACCAAAGAGAGAGACCAGCUACAGACCAGUUCCAACAACCUGACCAAAGAGAGAUACCAGCUCCAGACCAGUUACAACACCCUGACCAAAGAGAGAGACCAGCUACAGACCAGUUCCAACAACCUGAUCAAAGAGAGAGACCAGCUACAGACCAGUUCCAACACCCUGACCAAAGAGAAAGACCAGAUACAGACCAGCUACAACACCCUGACCAAAGAGAGAGACCAGCUACAGACCAACUACAACACCCUGACCAAAGAGAGAGACCAGUUACAGACCAGUAACAACACCCUUACUGCAGAACGAGACCAGCUGCAGACCAGCUACAACACCCUGACCAAACAGAGAGACCAGCUACAGACCAGCUACAACUCCCUGACCAAAGAGAGAGACCAAUUACAGACCAGCUACAACACCCUGACCAAAGAGAGAGACCAGCUCCAGACCAGUAACAACACCCUGACCGAACAGAGAGACCAGCUAGAGAGCAGCUGCAACACCCUGACUGCAGAAAGAGACCAGAUACAGACUAACAACAACAGCCUGACCAAAGAGAGAGACCAGCUGCAGACCAGUAACAACACCCUGACUGAAGAAAGAGACCAGCUACAAAAAGAGACAGAAUGUCUGAAACAAUCUUUAGUUCAGAACGUGUGUCCGGAAGGAUGGAAGAAGCUUGGUAGCAGUUGUUACUACGUCUCUACUGAGUACAAAUCCUGGGAGGAGAGCAGACAGGACUGCAGAAAUAGAGGAGCAGACCUGGUGGUCAUCAAGAGCGAAGACGAUCAGACAUUUGUCAAUUGGUUAUGCGGGGUAAAGAACUACGUCUGGAUUGGUCUGACUGACUCUGUUUCUGAGCGGACCUGGAAAUGGGUGGACGACACACCACUGACCACAAAGUAUUGGAACAGUGGACAGCCUGAUUCUCCUACAGGUAUUGGAACAGUGGACAGCCUGAUUCUAUGUUGUUUCUUCUACAGGUAUUGUAACAGUGACCAGCCUGAUUCUCCUACAGGUAUUGGAACAGUGGACAGUCUGAUUCUAUUUGUUGUUUCUUCUACAGGUAUUGGAACAGUGGACAGCCUGAUUCUAUGUGUUGUUUCUUCUACAGGUAUUGGAACAGUGGACAGCCUGAUUAUAUGUGUUGUUUCUUCUACAGGUAUUGGAACAGUGGACAGCCUGAUUCUAUGUGUUGUUUCUUCUACAGGUAUUGGAACAGUGGACAGCCUGAUUCUAUGUGUUGUUUCUUCUACAGUUAUUGGAACAGUGGACAGCCUGAUUCUGUGUUGUUUCUCCUACAGGUAUUGGAACAGUGGACAGCCUGAUUCUGUGCUGUUUCUUCUACAGGUAUUGGAACAGUGGACAGCCUGAUUCUAUGUUUUGUUUCUUCUACAGGUAUUGGAACAGUGGACAGCCGGAUUCUAUGUGUUGUUUCUUAUACAGGUAUUGGAACAGUGGACAGCCUGAUUCUGUGUGUUGUUUCUUCUACAGGUAUUGGAACAGUGGACAGUCUGAUUCUAUGUGUUGUUUCUUCUACAGGUAUUGGAACAGUCGACAGCCUGAUUCUAUGUGCUGUUUCUUCUACAGUUAUUGGAACAGUGGACAGCCUGAUUCUGUGUGGUGUUUCUUCUACAGGUAUUGGAACAGUGGACAGUCUGAUUCUAUGUGUUGUUUCUUCUACAGGUAUUGGAACAGUGGACAGCCUGAUUCUGUGUUGUUUCUCCUACAGGUAUUGGAACAGUGGACAGCCUGAUUCUGUGUUGUUUCUUCUACAGGUAUUGGAACAGUGGACAGCCUGAUUCUGUGUUGUUUCUCCUACAGGUAUUGGAACAGUGGACAGCCUGAUUCUGUGUUGUUUCUUCUACAGGUAUUGGAACAGUGGACAGCCUGAUUCUAUGUUUUGUUUCUUCUACAGGUAUUGGAACAGUGGACAGCCGGAUUCUAUGUGCUGUUUCUUAGACAGGUAUUGGAACAGUGGACAGCCUGAUUCUAUGUGUUGUUUCUUCUACAGGUAUUGGAACAGUCGACAGCCUGAUUCUAUGUGCUGUUUCUUCUACAGUUAUUGGAACAGUGGACAGCCUGAUUCUAUGUUUUGUUUCUUCUACAGGUAUUGGAACAGUGGACAGCCGGAUUCUAUGUGCUGUUUCUUAGACAGGUAUUGGAACAGUGGACAGCCUGAUUCUAUGUGCUGUUUCUUCUACAGGUAUUGGAACAGUGGACAGCCUGUUUCUGUGUUGUUUCUCCUACAGGUAUUUUAACAGUGGACAGCCUGAUUCUGUGUUGUUUCUUCUACAGGUAUUGGAACAGUAAAGAGCCUAAUGGUGGAAGAGCUGAGAACUGUGUGUAUUUCUACUCCUGGUCAUCAGACACAGGAGAAUGGUGG
Oncorhynchus nerka (sockeye salmon) is the source of this 3239-nucleotide messenger RNA. Its product is annotated as C-type lectin domain family 4 member M-like. Gene Ontology annotation, cellular component: endoplasmic reticulum; nuclear outer membrane-endoplasmic reticulum membrane network; ribonucleoprotein complex. Gene Ontology annotation, molecular function: mRNA binding. The coding region runs from base 209 to 2227 and encodes 672 amino acids. The record is from RefSeq and is a predicted model, not a curated record. Lineage: Eukaryota; Metazoa; Chordata; Actinopteri; Salmoniformes; Salmonidae. The transcript is spliced from 6 exons. Gene Ontology annotation, biological process: intracellular mRNA localization.